Brassica oleracea var. oleracea is the source of this 1890-nucleotide messenger RNA. Its product is annotated as putative FBD-associated F-box protein At3g50710. The transcript has 3 exons. Lineage: Eukaryota; Viridiplantae; Streptophyta; Magnoliopsida; Brassicales; Brassicaceae. The annotation marks the transcript as partial. The record is from RefSeq and is a predicted model, not a curated record. Gene Ontology annotation, molecular function: protein binding.
UAUCUCUUCAAUCUUCAGAAGUCUUUUGGCCUCUGUUCUCCCAUUUGUUUUAUCACUGAGCUAAACAAACACUUGGAUCUCUCCUUUAUCUCUCCCUUCAGACAUUCAGGUCGUGUUUCCUUUCGAUGCGGUUCAAAUUCAAAGCACGAAGCUUUAGAAGGGGCAAGCAUCUUUCUUUGCGAUUCUGUUUCAUCGGCUAGGUUUUUCUUCUCUUCGCGUCCCUCUUCACGGAUUAGUUCACUGUCGGAUGAUCUGCUGUUAAAGAUUCUCUCAUCGCUUCGUACCAAAGAUGUCCUUUCAACUAUGUUUCUCUCCAAACGAUGGAAGUUUCUUUGGACCAUGGUUCCAAAACUCGAUUUUGAACAUGGUACUUCUUGUUACGAUGAUACUAAAGAAGAGUACACGAGAUUUUGUCAAUACGUCGACAGGUUUCUGGUGUUGCACAAGUCUCCGGUUCUUGAAACUCUAAUGUUCAACAUUGGUUUCUUGUCCACCACUAAUGAUAUGUCGACAUGGGUCAGAAUCGCAAUUGCUCGCCGUGUGCGUGAACUCGAAAUCAACCGUUACGACGUUGAUAAGUCAUUCGAACUGCCAGCGUGUCUAUACACAUUUGAGAAUCUUGUGGUCUUGAAACUUUAUAAAUCGAUUCUUGUGUAUGUUCCUGAUGAUCUCGAGGUCUCGCUUUCUUCUCUCAAAACGCUGCACCUUCUGUGUGUGGAGUAUGAAAACGAAGAAUCGCACCGCAGGCUUUUAAGGGGUUGUCCUGUUCUGGAGGAGUUGGUUGUGGACCAAACUGAUAACUGGAGUGUGCGAUCAUCCUCUGUUGUGAUCCCUUCCUUGGAGAGAUUAUCUGUACUUAAUCAGUAUAGGGAUUAUGAGGCCUACACUGAUAAAUUAGAACAUGAGUCUUACAACGAUAGAGUUACCAUUAAUGUCCCGUCUUUGAAGUACUUGGACUACGUUGAUAUCGUUGACUAUGGUCAUUUGUGUUUGAGUGAAGAUAUGCCCGAGUUGGUGGAGGCACAUGUUAAAAUUGUUUGCAAAAAUCCUGUGAAGCUCAUGAGGUCUCUUACAGCAGUCAAACGCCUCUCUUUAUGUUUGUUUAAUCAUUCAAUGGUUCAGCAUCGCAUUGGAUUCGAUCAGCUUGUUCACCUAGAGCUAUGUGGAUGCAGCCAAAAGUGGUGGGAUCUACUUACUUGGAUUCUCAAAAGUUCUCCUAAACUACAAGUUCUCAAGCUCAACCAGUGUCAGGAGGAGUGCUUUUGUUCUGCAAAGCCUAUUGAACGUUGGUGGGAAGAGCUGAAUACUUGUCCCAUAAAGCCUAUUGAAGGACGUUGGGGACAGCUGAGUUCCGUUCCUGAAUGUGACGUUUCAUCUCAAUACUUUUGAAUGGAAUUAUUACAAUGGAAGACGGGAAGAGAAGAAACUGGUGGCUUAUAUCCUAAGAACCGCCAAACGGUUAAAAAUUGCAGAGAUCUCUGCAUGGGAUUUGGAUCCAGAAGAGGAAUCUCAGAUACUCAAGGAGGUGGCUUCUUUGCAUAGGGCAUCAAAGUCAUGUAAGCUUUUGUUGGGUUCUUAAAAUACAAGAUGGUACUAGUAGUCUGUCCCAAUAAAACCUAGUAGCGUCUGAAAGAUAGAUGUGUCGGAAAGGGGAAAGCUUGUCAAAUUUAUGUUUUGCUCUUUCAUAUUGCUUCCAUUUUGUUCUUGGAAGCAUCAUGCAACAACAUAAUGUUGAUAAAUAUAACAGCUUCUCAAGAAUGUGGAAAGCUGUUAUAGUAUUUGUAUAUAUUACUUACUUUUUUUAUGUUUAUCAACAUGUAACAACUUCUUGGACGUUUCAUUGUGAUAGUUGUUGUAUUACAGAAGGUUUAUCGACCAACCAUUUUCAUU